UUUUAGAAUAUCAAAAUUUAAUAUUAAACUUAUUCAAUCAGCUAUUACAAAUGAAAUAGAUAUUAAUAUAUUAAUGGAAUUGACAGAAAAAAUUAAAUGUGUACAGUUAUUUAAAGGAUUUUUUUGUGAUGAAGUAAUAUAUGCUACUAUAAGUUUGAUAAAUAAAGAAUAUCAAUAGCUAUGUUAUGUUCAAAUAUGUUAUUUAUGUGGCCUAAUGAAUGUUAUAUCAAUUUUAAUACAUUACAUUAUAAUUAUACCAAAAUAAAAUUUUUUAAAAAUUAUAUUGCAAUGUUAUGUUUACGUUCAGAUUAUAUAUUAAACUUAAUAUGUCCUCAAACUUUACUUGGUAUAAAAGUGUAUUCAAAACCUGUAUCAGAUUUUGUAAUUAUUGAAAAUAAUGAUAAUACUUUAUGUCAGAUUCUUGUGUUAAUGUUUGAUACUAAUUGCACUGAAUAUACAUUACAAGUUCUCUCAUAUCCAGAUUUUGAAAAAAAGUUUCAAAUAAAUGUACCAACUAUAAUACACCUUGUUGAAAUUAUGGAUCCUUGUGAUGAAAUAAUUUUAUAUCUAGAAGGAAUUAAUGGUUUUGAUAAUGAUACUAAUUAUAUAGAUACAGUUAGAAUAAAAACUAUAUCAGAAAGUGAUCCUGAAUAUCAAUUACAACGCUUAAUAAGAAAAGAACAAUUUGAUGCAGCUGAAUUUUUUGCAAAAAAAUUUAACUUAUCUACAGAUCCUAUUUAUUAUGCAAAGAUUGCAUUGCUUUUGUCACAAUUUGGACCUUGGGCAAAAGAAAAGCCCAAUUCUCUUCAAUUAGAUAUGAUUCUUAAUAUAUUUGAUAAAAUAGAAAAUGUACAGUAUAUUGUAGAAUGUUGUAGCAAAGCACUUAUACCUGAUUAUAAACAAAUGAAAAAAAUUUAUUUAUAUGCACGUUCAAGAAUAAUAGAAAAUAUCUCUAAAAAUAAUUAUUUGUGUCUUCUUUCUUCAAUUAAUAAUACAUUGCAUAAAUUAGAAACUUUUCAUAUGAUUUGGGGAUACCAAAAAAAUUUAGAAUAUUAUGAUGAAGAUACUAUGAAAGAAUGGAUUAGAUUUUCUCGAGCAGAUUUAAUAGAAGAAUAUAAAAUACAUCUGAGUUUGGGAGAAAUGGAAGCAGCUACUUUAAUUUGGACGAGACAUCUUGCAAAUAUAAUGAAAGAUAUAUCUAUAGAAAUUGUAAAGGAUAUAUUUGGGAUUCUUCCUGACAAGAUAUCUUUACUUUCCCUUUGGACGUGGUUAUCACAUUUUAUUCCAAAUAUAUUGUCAUUUAUUCCUAAUGCAAUGUCUGAAAUUAUUGUCUGGGGUUAUAAAAAAGUUAAUCAUUUGAACAAUCUCAUCGUUCAGAAUGGCCUCAAAUUGGAAUUGAUUUCACAAGAAAGUUUAUAAAAUUGUUGAAAUUUCAAGAAAGUCAUCAAUCUUUAUACUUUCAAGAAUGUUUAAACAAAGAUACUAAUUUAAAACAGCUUAUUCUUUAAUACAAAUAUUGUCUGAUAUUCAAAAAUUGAAAGUUAAUUAUAGAUUAACAAUAUCUCUUAACUCAUACAUUGGAGAUCCUAUAGAAGUAUCAUACAUAUUAUUAGAUAAAAUACAUAUAGAUAUAAUUUUAAAAUUGUGAAUACAUUUUUAAACCAAUACAUG
Messenger RNA from Apis florea (little honeybee), 1671 nucleotides. RefSeq names its product kinetochore component rough deal (gene rod). The record is from RefSeq and is a predicted model, not a curated record. Gene Ontology annotation, cellular component: cytoplasm; RZZ complex; kinetochore microtubule. Lineage: Eukaryota; Metazoa; Arthropoda; Insecta; Hymenoptera; Apidae. Gene Ontology annotation, biological process: protein localization to kinetochore involved in kinetochore assembly; mitotic sister chromatid segregation; mitotic spindle assembly checkpoint signaling. Gene Ontology annotation, molecular function: small GTPase binding.